CUCGUGCGGUGCGGAACCUUCGCGCGAUCGCUUCCUUCGCGAAUUUCUGUGGCGCGCGGUGCUCGGCCUGAGCCCGGUUGAUUCGAUCGCGUUCGCGGCCUCGCGUCCGCCUCUGCACUUUGGUGCGGGGAAGGCGGGCCGUCCUCGCGCGCGGUCAUUUCGCGCGGCCGUCUCCGCGAGUGGCAGCCAACUCGAGAAGGAGGAAGAUGGUGCCAGCGAGCCUCUCGAGCGAUACCGUCGCCGCGAGGUAGCGCCGUGCGCGCAGCCAGUCCGUCACCUCGGGGUUUUGACGGAGCGGCGCCGCGGCUCGUCGCGUGUCCCUCCGUGUCCGUGUCGACGGUGGGUCCUCGCGCCGCGGUACCCGGGGCGAGAACUGGUGCGGGACCUGGUGCGGGACCCGGUGCGGGCCCCGGGCCGAUAUCCGGAGACCGGGUCGGCCGCGCGCGCACGCGAGCCCGCCUCCUGGCCCGUCCGCCCGAGCGGGGACCUGACAAGCGCCGAGCCCUGUGUCGUGUCGUGUCGUGUCGUGCCGUGCGGAGCCGUGCGGAACCGUGCGCCCUACGUCGUACCCGCGCGGGCCCCCGCGGGCUCGCCGAGCGCGGGGUCCUACCCCGACGAUGCCCGAUGGUUGAUCGCGGCCCGAAGCGUGCUCGGGGACGCUCCACGCGCCAAGUCUCUCCUUAUUGUUAUUAUGCCCGACUACGCGGACCCCAAUUCGAAAUCCGUAAGCUAUCGCCCCGCCGUCGAGCCGGGACCGCUCUGAGCGCUCGAGGAAGGCGCGCACAAGGCUGAGCGCCCGCUCUCCACGCAGAGACCAGGGGACACCUCGGGGAGAGGAGCCAGCCCCAGGAGCCAUGGCCGACCACCUGGUGGACGGCCCGCCGAGCAAGCGGCCCAAGCUCGCCGACCCCUUCCAGGGGCCCUCGGACUCCUCGGUGGGUAUGGCGCCUCUAAUGAUGCACCAUGCUUAUACAAACUACGGGGGAGGUGGCAGUGGUAACGUACAACAAAUGCAAGGCCCGCCACAACAGCUACAUCUGCAACAGCAUCAGCUGCAGCCACACUGGAACAACCAUACCGCCCAGAAAAAAAAUUACAUUACGAACACGGAUAUGUUUGAUCUUGAAAAUGAUCUUCCUGACGACUUACUGUCAUCGGGGUCUUGGGGCUCUGCACCUGAGAGCGCCAAACCGUCGGGGACGGGACCAGGGUCGGGUCAACAGAACGGCGCUCUCGACUCGGAGCUACGGCAGCACGUGCAGCAGCAACAGCAAUUGUCUCACCACCUCAUUCAGCAGCAGGGUAACAAGAACCUGGUCGCAAAUUCAUUGGUCAUGGCGGCUGGUUCUCUGGGCAGCAAGAGUCCGAACUUGCAGUCACCUCCUAACGUGUCGGUCUCGAAAGGAGUGGUCGACUCUCAGAUGGUGGUCAGUCUUGGCAGUCUACCCAGCAGCAUAGCCAGCUCUCUCGCAAACAAUCAAAUGUCAAUCGCUAAUUCUAUGGGAGGGCUUCAAUCGUCUAUGAGCAUGGCCGGCAGUAAUCCUACAAUGUCAAUGCCAGGAGGAAUGAAUUCUGGCCUUGUGAUGACUGGGAGCGCUACAGGGAACAAUAAUAUGGGAGGCAUGGCCGGGGGUGGUUUAAUUGUCGCCAAUAGUCUAAACAAACAACCAUUGAAUACGGUUACGAUGAUGGGUCCAAAUGCACAAGGCAUACACCAUCCUACCGGACCGCACGGGGUCGCGCAGACGCAAAAUGGUCCUGGAAUGAUUAACGCGACAGCGGUCGCUAUUCAGCAACAGCAGCAGGCUCAUAUGGUAGGACCGACACGUGGUCAGAGCCCGCACCAACAAGUUCACCAAGUUGGAAUCGUCGGUCCUGGACAGUGGGGCCCAAGGAUGCAAGCACCUCCUAAUAUGGCGAAUAUGCCCAACAUGGGACAAAUGAGUGCUUCUAGUUCCUAUGGAUAUGGUUCUCCAGGCAGUGGACCAGGACCAGGCCCCGGAGUUAACGUUGGCAAUAAUAAUCCUGUUGGUGUAGUGUCGCCGCAGCCAAGAGGAGUCGGAACGAACAUGACGUCAAUGCAGGUUAAUAGAUUCGGUGGAUCGGCAGGACCUAUUGGAUCUACCAACGUAGUCGGCAAUCAGGAAGGUGGAAUGGCGCAACAAGCGCAAACACCGGCACCAAGUCCUGCCCAACCCCAGUCCGGCGCACCUAGUGGAGGACAACCAGGACCUCAACAAGCGACUCAAAGUCAAAUGCCUGGAACCGGUGCUCAGCCAGGUGCUCCUCCGCCAACGGUAGAUCCGGAACAGCGAAAGCUGAUCCAGCAGCAGCUCAUCCUUCUCCUUCAUGCACACAGAUGUCAGAUACGCAAAAAUCAAACGAACGGCGAAGUUCGGCAAUGUACCCUGCCACAUUGCAAAACUAUCAAGAACGUUUUACAUCAUAUGACGACAUGUCAGGCAGGAAAAAAUUGCGGGGUACCGCACUGUAGUUCAUCCAGACAAAUCAUCAAUCAUUGGAGGCACUGUACGCGGAGUGACUGCCCAGUGUGCUUGCCGCUGAAACAUGCCGACAAGAACAGAGCCGCAAACGCUAUUGGAGCAGCGCCGGCAACUCAAACUAACAAUCAACCUAACCCAAGUCCAUCAGACAUGAGGAGAGCAUACGAUGCCUUAGGUAUUCAAUGUCCAACGACUACUCCUGGCUUAUUACCGGGACAAGGAGUAAGUAGAGGUGUGAGAAUGACUGGACCUGGAAUGCAAGGACCACCAGGGUCAAUGGCAAACGUUCGAUUGGCUCAACCUCAGACUCAAACUGGACCUACGCAACCAGUUGUUGGUGCUGGUCAACAAGUAGUUGCACCAAAUGUGUCUCUUCCACUGAGCUCCGAUCCAAGUGCGGUGGCCGGAGCCGGUAAUCAAACUGCACCAACCACUGGUCCGACUGCUGCUGCAGCAGCCGCUGCUGCGAAUAUUCAGCAGUCAGUCAGUAUGCAGCAACUAUUUGGUCUCAACGAUUCUGGUCAACCCGGAAUUUUGGGAGAAAAUAGGUUAUCUACUCUACAAUUCCCAGGAGGCCUACAACCCGGGCAAGUGACGGCAACACCUGUUCAGGGAACGAAAGACUGGCAUCAGUCUGUGACGCCAGAUCUCAGAAAUCAUCUUGUUUAUAAGCUGGUUCAAUCAAUAUUCCCAACGCCUGAUCCACAAGCCAUGCUUGACAAAAGGAUGCAUAACUUGGUAGCAUAUGCGAAAAAAGUCGAGGGCGAUAUGUAUGAGAUGGCUAACUCGCGAUCAGAGUAUUACCACUUGUUAGCUGAAAAGAUAUAUAAAAUCCAAAAAGAACUCGACGAAAAGCGCCAAAAGCGUAAAGAACAACAAGUGCAAGCACAGCAACAACAACAGCCACAACCUCCAGGAGGAAACGGUCCUGGUUUGAGGCCUUGUGCUCCACCCGGUGUAAGUGCGACCGUUCCUCCGUCAAGACCUGUUGGAACAGUUCCACCUAUUUUGAGAAGCCAUUCACCCAGUAUGGGCCAGUUAGGAACUUUAAACAUGGGUAUACAGCAUAGCAGGCUGCAGUUUCCUCAACAACAACCUCAGCCGCAACAACCGCCACAACCUCCGCAGCAACCUCCGCAGCAGGCUCAACAAGUUCCGCAGACGCAACAGCAAAUACAGCAACAACAGCAGCAACAGCAGGCUCAGCAACAGCAGGCGCAACAGCAAGCCCAACAGCAACAGGCUCAGCAGCAGCAACAGCAGCAGCAAGCCCAACAACAGCAGGCACAACAACAGCAACAAGGAAUGUUAGUCGGGCCACCUGGACCAAGUCCGAACGGUCAGACGACGUCCAAUCCGAACAUGGUACCGAAUCCUGGUCUCAGUCCUUUUGGACAACCACAAAUGUCGCAAACUAAUUUGACAACAACGACAUCAGUGACAACUAGUCAAUUCCCAACGUCCAACGGAACCUCCGGUGUACCGAACAGCUCCCCUGUACAGACUCAACAUCAAUUCCCUGAUAUCAUGAAGGUGAGACUAGCACAAGCUCAGGCAGCCCAGCAGCAACAGCAGCAGCAACAACAGCAGCAACAGGCCUCUCAACAAUCUGCAAAUACUCCUAGCCAAAGUGCUACCUCGGCGGUUAUGCCUCAAGCGCCAUCUCCUUUCAGUGGAUUGCAGCAGCAGAACAGCCAGCAGCAAAAUCAGCAAUUCCCUACGAGUAGGCCUCUGUCUGCUUCUACUCCUAGCGACAACGGUAUCACUGCAACGACGCCGCAGGCCAUACCUCUACCAACGGCGAGUGGUCCCAGUCCGGGAACGGCGCCGACGACGAACGGACCUCAAUCCACGACAUCCACUCCGAAUACUCCUCUAGUUCCUUCACUGAUGACACCCAAUCAGACUAUCUCCGCCAAUCAGACUCCUCCGCGACCUGUGGCGACCCCUUCACCGGCGGGACUAGCCAGCUUAGGGAAAGGCAUGACGUCCCAGGAAAGAGCGGCACUCAACGCACCCAGAAGUUCUUCGAUGUCCUCGCAGAUGGCUGCGAUCACUGCGGCCUUGGACCGUGAUAACUCGCCUAGUCCACCCACCAAUAACAACAAGGGGAAGUUGGAAUCUAUCAAGGAGGAAAAUAUCAAGAUGGAGAUUAAACAAGAAGACUGUUCCGAUGGUCACACCAUGGACGGAGGCAAGAGCGUCAAUAACGACGUGGCCAUUAAAAAUGAGAUUAAGACGGAAUCCAUGGAGGAGUCCGGGGACGGGACGGUAAAAGAAGAGCCCUGCAUCAAGGAGGAACCCGUUACUCCCACGUCCAGCCAGGACACGUCCUCGGAUGUCAAACCUAUGGUCCCCGAGCCUAUUCAGCCGAGUGGAACUACGACGGACAAGAAACGCCUGUGCCUAUUUAAGCCGGAUGAGUUGAGACAAGCUCUUAUGCCAACGUUGGAAAAACUCUAUAGACAAGACCCGGAAUCCAUACCGUUCAGACAGCCCGUUGACCCCCUUACUUUGGGGAUUCCGGAUUAUUUUGACAUUAUUAAGAAGCCGAUGGAUUUGUCGACGAUUAAAAGAAAGCUGGACACGGGUCAGUAUAGCGAUCCAUGGGAAUACGUCGACGACGUAUGGAUGAUGUUUGACAAUGCUUGGCUGUACAAUCGUAAGAUGUCAAAGGUUUACAAGUGCUGUACUAAGCUGUCCGAGGUCUUCGAACGGGAAAUAGAUCCUGUUAUGCAAGCUUUAGGAUACUGUUGUGGCAGAAAGUACACCUUUAAUCCUCAAGUUCUCUGCUGUUAUGGGAAGCAAUUAUGUACGAUUCCCAGAGAUGCAAAGUAUUAUUCUUACCAGAAUAGAUACACCUUCUGUCAGAAAUGUUUCAACGACAUUCCCGGUGACACCGUGACGUUAGGAGACGAUCCAACGCAGCCUCAAACUGCCAUUAAGAAGGAGCAAUUCCAGGAGAUGAAGAACGAUCAUUUGGAAUUGGAGCCUUUCGUCGUGUGUACCGAUUGCGGUAGGAAGGUCCACCAAAUCUGCGUGCUCCACAUGGAAGCUAUCUCUCCGCUAGGAUUUACCUGUGAUAACUGCCUGAAGAAAAAAUGCCAAAAACGUAAAGAAAAUAAGUUUAACGCUAAACGGCUACCCAUGACGAAACUGGGCACUUACAUCGAGACUCGCGUAAAUAAUUUCCUGAAAAAGAAAGAGGCUGGCGCUGGUGAAGUCGCUAUCAGGGUGGUAGCUUCUAGCGACAAGGUCGUGGAAGUGAAACCUGGCAUGCGGAGUAGAUUCGUUGAAAACGGCGACAUGCCCGGUGAAUUUCCCUAUCGGGCGAAAGCACUGUUCGCCUUCGAGGAAGUCGACGGUACCGACGUGUGCUUCUUCGGCAUGCACGUGCAGGAGUACGGAAGCGACUGUACGGCGCCGAAUACCAGGCGAGUUUACAUCGCUUAUCUCGAUUCGGUGCACUUCUUCAGACCACGGCAAUUUCGGACUGCCGUUUAUCAUGAGAUUCUCCUGGGAUACCUGGAUUAUGCGAAACAACUUGGGUACACGAUGGCUCACAUAUGGGCUUGUCCACCAUCGGAAGGGGACGACUAUAUUUUCCAUUGUCAUCCCCAGGAACAGAAAAUUCCAAAACCGAAGAGGUUACAAGAGUGGUACAAGAAAAUGCUGGACAAAGGCAUGGUGGAGAGAAUUGUACUCGACUACAAGGACAUCUUGAAACAAGCUAUGGAAGAUAAAUUAUCUUCAGCUGCAGACUUGCCAUAUUUUGAAGGCGAUUUUUGGCCUAAUGUACUUGAAGAGAGUAUUAAAGAGCUUGACCAAGAGGAGGAAGAGAAGCGUAAGCAAGCCGAAGCAGCGGAAGCUGCUGCGGCUGCUGCUAAUGCAAUAUUCUCAUUGUCCGAAGAUUCGGAGACGGGUCCUGAUGGAAAGAAGAAGGGACAAAAGAAAGCGAAAAAAUCAAAUAAGUCUAAAGCGAAUCAGCGCAAAAAUAGUAAAAAGUCGAAUACACCUCAAACUGGCAAUGACCUUUCAGCUAAGAUUUUUGCCACUAUGGAGAAGCAUAAGGAGGUUUUCUUUGUCAUCAGGUUACACAGUGCUCAAAGCGCAGCGAGCUUAGCACCGAUUCAAGAUCCUGAUCCUGCUAUAAAUUGUGAUCUCAUGGACGGCCGCGACGCUUUUCUUACAAUGGCCAGAGAGAGGCAUUACGAGUUUUCUUCUUUGAGGCGAGCGAAAUUCAGUUCCAUGUCAAUGUUGUACGAAUUGCACAACCAGGGCCAAGAUAAAUUCGUUUACAGUUGUAAUAACUGUAAAAGCCAAGUGGAGACGAGAUAUCAUUGUACUGUUUGUGAUGAUUUUGACUUGUGUGUAAAUUGCAAAGAAAAAGACGGUCAUCCUCAUCACAUGGAGAAACUUGGAUUAGACUUGGAUGAUGGUUCAUCGCCGGCCGAUGCCAAACAAGCCAACCCUCAGGAGGCGCGAAAACUGUCGAUACAGAGAUGCAUUCAGUCGUUGGUACAUGCGUGCCAAUGUAGAGAUGCUAACUGUCGACUGCCUAGCUGCCAGAGGAUGAAACGCGUGGUCACGCACACGAAUGUCUGUAAAAGAAAGACCAACGUUGUAUGUCCAAUUUGUAAGCAGUUGAUAGCCCUGUGCUAUUACCACGCGAAACACUGCCAGGAGGGCAAGUGUCUUGUACCUUUUUGCGCGAAUAUUAAGCGCAGAUUCAAGCAGCAGCAACUGCAGCACCGAUUGCAACAAGCGCAACUCCUGAGGAGACGAAUGGCUGUGAUGAAUAUGAGGCCGACUGGCGGUCCGGUGGGGGCGAUACAAGGUGGUCCACCGGCUUCGAAUGCCAUGGCACCAGGAGUAGCUAUGAAACCGGGCGUUAGUGCCAGUGGACUAGCCACCGACCAACCUGGCCUCGGUCUCAAACCAGGCACCCCACACCAACCUGGUAUCGGCCUUAAGCCUGGGACUCAGACACCUCCCGCUCACGUACUUCAGGUCGUGAAGCAAGUCCAGGAGGAGGCCGCCAGGCAACAGGCACCCCACGUGGGUUACGGUAAAGUUACGCCUGGUGGUGGAGUCGGCGUAGGUGUGGGCGUAGGUGUUGGCGGUGGUGUAGGGACUGGUGGUGUCAUGCCUCCUCCGCAGAUACAAAGGCCAAUGCCCGUCCAGAUGCCCAAUCCCAGUAGUACGCAUCUCAUUUCCAUGGAGCAGUGGACGCCCAGGUAUCAACCGAACGCGAUAAUGCAGCAGAAUACUGGCCUUAGGCAGCAAACGCCACAACAAUUGAUGCCACAGCCACAACAGCAGCAGCAUCAAACCCAACCAGGAAUGGGGAUGGGGGGCCAAAUGCCGCGUCAACCGGGUGUUAUUGGUGGACCUGUCAGUCAGGUUGGCCCUCAGGCUCAAGGCGGUGCCGCGACGUUACACAAGCAUGCUUUGCAGCAACUCAUGCAGACUCUCAGGAGUCCAAACACUCCUGAGCAGCAAAACCAAAUACUCCAUAUACUCAAGAGCAAUCCUCCGUUGAUGGCCGCGUUUAUUAAACAGCGACAGCAACAGACUGGGCAACACGGUGGUGGCGUCGGUCCACUGGGUCCUAAUCAACCGCAACAGCAACAACCUGGCUUGCAACACAUGAUGUCGCAGCAACAACAGCAGCAGCAGCAUCAACAGCAGCAGCAGCAACAACAGCAGCAGCAGGGUCGAAUGCAAAUACAGGCGAUGCUAAAUCAGCAGCAGCAGCAACAGCAGCAGCAGCAGGCGGGUCAAGGACCCAGCGUCCAGCAGCAGCAAUGGUAUAAACAGCAAAUGCUUGCCAUGCAGCGGCAACAGCAGCAGCAGCAGCAGCAACAGCAACAACAGCAGCAGCAGCAGCAGCAGCAACAGCAACAACCUUUUACGCAACCUCCAGCUCCACCUUAUGGUCAGCAGAGGCCCAUUAGGCCAUCUCUCCUUGGUUACGGCGGAUUCAGCGAGCAGGGGUACGGUCAACCGGGCCUGAAGCCGACGCCGCCGCCGGUGCCGUCGCCGCAGGGAGUGAUGGGUCCGCCGGGGAUCUCGGUGCAGCAGCAGCUGAUGCAGUCGGUGCGCUCGCCUCCGCCGAUCCGGUCGCCCCAGCCGAACCCGUCGCCGCGGCCGGUGCCGUCUCCGCGGAACCAGCCGGUGCCGUCGCCCCGGGCAGGUCCGGUGCCCUCGCCGCACCACCACCCCGGCCACGGGACGCCGACGCAUUCGCCGGCCCACGAGCUCGGCGGGCCCAGCGAGAUGAUGCUCUCGCAGCUAGGGGGCGCGGGAGGCGCGCCCUCGGCUCACCCCCCCGCCAUGCCCCACCAUCCCUCGCCCGCCCCGCCGCCCGCCAGUGGCGCGGACUCGAGCGAGGUGACGCCCAUGACGCCGCAGGACCAGCUCUGUAAGUUCGUCGACGGGUUGUAGUGACUGUUAGUGUCGUCGUCGUCGUCGUCGUCGUCGUCGUCAUCGUCGUCGGUUAACGUAAGUGACUCGGCCACGGCCGACGAGCGCCGUCGGCACCUACCUGCCGGACCGGCGCCGUCGCCGCCUCGCCGCCGCUGCCUCCGCGAGGGGCCCGGCCCCAGGGUCGGGCUCGACCUCGAGCUCGCGUACACGGACUGCCUGCGGCAAGGCAAAGACAAGCUUCCAUCCGUUCUUCGUUCCUAGUUUCGAAGAGAGAGAGAGAGAGAGAAAGAGAGAGAGUGAGCGAGCGUAAGAGGAAAGCAGAGUGAAUGCGAGAGAACGAGAGAAACAGAGAUUUAGUGCGGGGUCGGCGUCGAUCGCGCCCGGCGCCACUAGAUAUUGGGAUACCAACGAACCUAGGGUAGCUCGAAAGUCCGUCACGCAGCGUCGCGCGAGAGCGAUCGCCGCGCCACUCGCGGGACCGGCGCGGCGGGAAGGUAGCCGGCGUUGCGGCCGCGGGGCCUUCUCCUCCCUCCGGGCCCCACCGACCCACCCCGGGUCGGGCCGGGUGGGGACGCUCGCGAUGUCCGCACGAAAGAAACCGAAUGACCCCCCCCCCUGUCCCCCGUUUCCUCGGCCCUGCGACCCCCGACCCGCCUCGCUGCUGCUCGCGCAGGCUAAGAGUGAAAUCGUACAAAUGUGUUGUGUAUACUUAACGUUAAUUAAUAUUAAUAGUUCAAAUACUACCGUAGCAAGUAUACAGUUAAUUAUUAUUGCCACUAUUAUUACACCGUGAUCGAGAAAACGCAAAGAUAUAUAGUAAACGAAACAAAGAACUCUGUAUGAAAAGAGGGGUCGGUACGUUGGAGAGCCGAGACAACCUUGUAAUUGUAAGUAAGGGAUGAAAGGAGAAUUUAGACGAAAGUUAAGUGACGUUAACUUAAGGCCAUUUGUUAAGGAUAUCGAAUUCGGAGGCCGUCAGGGUCGCGCUCUUAGGCUCCCUCGGGACUCGGAAGUCGGUGACGAGGAUGGUCACCGAGCAAUCUCGGAGAGGAGGAGACACACCCUCGUUUUGCGGUGGUGCGUGAUUCGGCCAUUAUUAUUCCCUUGACGCGAGAGGCAGACAGGAGGAGAAAUGAAAUGAAAAAAAGAAAGUGGGGUCGCAACCAAAAAUUAGAAAUUCACCCGCUACACCCCCGUACACCCUCGUACGUACGUACAUACAUACAUACAAACCUAGACACACGACAGGCUGCUAUUUGCUAGUACGGGAGGAUUUAUAAGACGUGUUAAUUUUGAAGAGUUUUUUGAAUCGAAGGACCCGCGUGUACAGUUGAAUCAAAAUGUGUAGCUAUGGCACGACAUAGCUUCCAACGGGCCCUUCCGUAACCGCUCUGUACAUACUAUACCUAUUAUUAUGAUGAUAAUAAUAAUUAUUAUUAUUAAUUUACCUGCCUAUUAUAAAUUUAUUGAUCAUUAUUACUGCUACGAGGAUGAGCAUAGAGGUAUGAUUGUAAUAUUUGGAACGUUCGUGAGAAAGUAAGCGAGAGAAGUGAGAGAGAGAGAGAGAGGAUAUACGGCGCACGCGCGUGUUGCACGACGCUAAUUCGUAACUAUGACUACGUGACUAUGCCAGUGCUCUGUACCAUAGUAAACUCUAAAUGUAAUUCUUU
Molecule: messenger RNA, 10603 nt
Organism: Orussus abietinus
Lineage: Eukaryota; Metazoa; Arthropoda; Insecta; Hymenoptera; Orussidae
Product: CREB-binding protein
Exons: 25
Coding region: 855-8951 (2698 amino acids)
Biological process (GO): positive regulation of transcription by RNA polymerase II
Cellular component (GO): transcription regulator complex; histone acetyltransferase complex; nucleus
Molecular function (GO): histone acetyltransferase activity; protein binding; transcription coactivator activity
Source: RefSeq, a predicted model, not a curated record